Messenger RNA from Spodoptera exigua (beet armyworm), 1734 nucleotides. NCBI's taxonomy places the organism in Eukaryota, Metazoa, Arthropoda, Insecta, Lepidoptera, Noctuidae. The record is from the annotation of a GenBank genome assembly.
AUGAGCGAGCUUAGUAAUUACGGCUGUGCCAAUAACAAUGUGGUGGCCGAUGGGAAGCCGAUGCCCACAGACAAUGGGGAUCGAGACCUUCGUCGGGAAACUUGCGGACUAUGGUCGGAGGUGUUGUUAUCGUUCUCCAUCUUGUCAAACGGACGCACUAUCCUCAGCACGGACCCUCCCAACGACGGGGCCCUUACAUGUCUGCAUGGAAUGAGGUUCAUGUCAGUUAUAUGGGUGAUAAUGGUGCACACCUACCUGACGAUAUUCUACGUGGCCGACAACAAGACUAUGAGGGUUAUCACCGAGCGCAACUUCUGGUACCAGUCCGUUGGGAACGCGUCCUACUGUGUCGACACUUUCUUUGUUAUCAGCGGAAUACUCGUCACAAUUUUAUUUUUACGGACCGAAGAUAAAAAGUCUGCGAAGGCUGACCAGCAAGAUAAACAGGACAUCAACAAGAAUCUCAACGGCUUCAGUAAUUCCGCACUUUCCAUCUCAGUGAUAAGCCAACAAUCUUUUAAGGAGGAUUUGUUAGACAAGCCGAAAACCAGAGCUUAUUCUAUGGCAGAGUUCGUGACCAUGAUCAAGUCAUUCUUUAUUUUAUUAUCUUAUAGAAUAGUGAGGCUCACACCAGCUUACGGCUUUGUGAUUGGUCUCAAUGAGAUCGCUCUAAGGUAUACACACGACAGAUCAGUAUUCGAGCCCGCCAUUUUUGACCACAUCACGUGUGACAAGUACUGGUGGCGUAAUUUACUGUACAUCAACAAUCUGUACCCACAACGAGAGAUGUGCAUGGUCUGGUCCUGGUACAUGGCCAAUGACACGCAGUUCUACGUCGUCGGAAUUAUACUGCUACUUAUUUCUGUCAAGCAUCCGAAGUCCGCGAUGGUAUCUCUAGGGUUGUUGAUGGUGAGUUCAUGGGCGACCACCAUCUACAUAUCGGUGUGGCAUCAGUACAAAGCGCGGAUACAGGAGCCGUUUGAAAUGUUCGACCCUCUGUACGACAAGCCAUGGUCGAGAAUUGGACCCUAUUUAGUCGGUAUGAUAGUGGGGUGGUACUUGCACAAGACUAAGUGUCAACUGAAGCUGCCCUACUGGGUGGUGGCGGUUGGCUGGCCAGUAGCUCUAGGCAUCAUCGGCAGCCUCAUCUUCAGCAUGGUGGACGGCUACUUCGAAGUCUGGCCCACUGCAUUCUAUAUUAGUGUUGGACAUACCGCUUGGGGAGUGGCUAUAGCGUGGGUGGCGAUAUCCUGCUGCAGCGGAUACGGAGGGCUGGUUAACUCCUUCCUCUCUUACCGAGGACUGCUACCUCUCAGCAGGCUAACCUACUGCGCUUAUCUGGUGCAUCCCACCAUUAUGAUGUACACCUCAUUCCUGCUCGAUGGACCUUAUCAUAUGCAGAAUUCCACUGUGCUCGCGAUCUACGCCGGUUACGCGGUGAUGGCUUUCUUGGCUUCAUUCGCCAUAUCACUAGCAUUCGAAGCUCCCGCAGUCAGACUUCUCAAAAUCAUCAGCGGAGCUCCUCGAAGCAAGAAGAGCAUUCCACAUUCAGACCUUCACAAAAUGAUGUCCACAAGAACUGCAACACCUGACGAAAGAGAUUCUGUUGUGGGAAAAUCACCUGAUGAGGAAAAAUCGGAAUCAUCCUGCCCGUUCAUUCUCCAGUUCCAAGCUGGGUCGGUGGUACAUUAUUGCACCUUACAAGCAACCCUGACUGAACCAGAGCCCUAUUGA